Gasterosteus aculeatus aculeatus (three-spined stickleback) is the source of this 2866-nucleotide messenger RNA. Lineage: Eukaryota; Metazoa; Chordata; Actinopteri; Perciformes; Gasterosteidae. The record is from RefSeq and is a predicted model, not a curated record.
AACCAUUCCUUCCUCCCACACCUUCAGGGGGAAAAGGACAUGACUGAUUGUUAUCUGUGCGUCUGAUCUCAACAGCCGGUUCUUGCUUUUGCUGUUGGACGUUUGUGCCGAGGUUGAACUCACUGCCAUGGCGUCUCCAUUUUGGCUUUCGUGGAUUUCCAAUCUGCUGUUUUGGGGCAGUAUUUGUUUUCCUUCUCAAAAAGGUUGCAAUAUUGCACAUGGCUACUAUCUCAAUGAGGAUGAAUUUAGUAGCCGUGUAGGAGGGCUUGAUCCACAAACGUCAAACCAGUUUCAUUCAUUUUCUUUGAAGCCAAACCAUGACACUGCUAGUCUAAGGGAUGAGAUGCAAGCUAUGAGAAACCAACGCUAUGUUUUCCGUCAGAGAGAACCAUUCCACCAUGAAAACUAUAAGGAUGCCGGUGUUUCUACUGGUCUUGGUGAAGAGCUGACAAACCGCAAACCAGAGUUGGACCAGGAUGUCCCCUCCUCUCCCCCUGUACCGAAACAUGCGCAUGACGGUCCUGAUCAACAACACCCCUUAGGCAUAUUAGUGAGCGAGCACAGACAAGCAAAAAAUAUGGCAGGCCCCAGUUUCUCAUCCAUCAAAGAUUUCAAACGGUUUGUGGAAUUGAUGAAGCGCGCUUUCUUAAUGCCAGGAGAUGACCUGGAAAGCCAUUUUCAAACCGCUCGGGAAACCAUUAAAAAGGAGAUUGCUUCUAAUGCGGUGAAUAUGAAGAGGCAGCACGACACGGGCCAUAGGUCUUCAUCUGCAAAUGAAGGCACCGCCCAUGACGACACCAGUGGAAAUGAAGACCGGAGAGCAGCUACGAGUACGGCGCUUGAACACGGUGCAAACUACCAAAUGCCAAGUGAAAGCGUCUCUGUCCGUGAUGCUAUCGACCCCGCUGACAGUCUCGCGCCUACCAGCGUCUACGACAAACGAGGCCGAGGGCCAGGCUCUGCAGUCUACCCUCGUGAUCAUUCAGCAGCCACAGGGCACGUUUCAAGGCGUUACGAUGGUGUUGACCAUGGUCUCAUUUCUAGGGGAAACCCCGAUAUUGUCACAAGUGCUCCUCAUGUGAGAAACAAAGCUCCUCCGUCAAUAAGCUACAAGCUCCCUGGACAAAUACCCAAUGGCUCAUUAAUUGGACAUGAUUCGUUGCUCAGUGGUCAUUUGACUGCGCCCAGUGUCCACUCCCAAAACCGGCCAUCUCAAAAUUUCAGCCACUAUUCAAGUAGGACCUCUGAGAAGAAUAUCAGGCAAGAACCAAAAUCUACAUCUCCGACUGAAGACUCUACAAAGGAAACUCAAAAACCAUCUCGUGGUUUAGAACUUGCUAGAGAUGUACCAAGCAGGGUGACUUCAGACCAAAUCCUGUCUGCACCGAUGCGCACACCUUUGAGUUCCUAUCGUCGGGUUCCACGUGUCAUGCCGCGGAGGGGUCAACUCUACGUCCCAGAUUCUCAACCAGAACAUGACAGAAGACCGGCCAUAUCAUCUCAGGGCUAUCAACACACUGUUGGCACGCUAUCAAAUUACAUAAACCACAUGCCUACCGCCCAUCUGCCCCGAUCCACUGGUUCGGUGUCGUCCAGCUCUAAUAACCCUUCACAGAGUAGCACUCUUUUUGGAGUUCAAACCAGCCGCCCACAUGAUGCUCAGAAUCUGUCCCUCAAGAGAAAGCCAGUCAGAUUCUACACAAGGUAUACUGUGCAACCGCCCAGCUCUUAUGGCUCAAGUAGACCUGAUGGUCAUCUCAAAGACAAGAGCGCAAGUGUUGGUCAUCCUCUCAACCCAACUGCCCAGUCAAAAGAUGAGAAACUGAAGCGGCAUCUAGUCGCUGCCAUUUCAUAGUUGGAAAUUUUCAAAUUUGUUAACGUUGCUUGACUGUCAGCAUCAGGGAGACUUUAGAACGAAGCUAUGCCCAGGAACUGGAAUCCAUAAUUCAAUCUCAUAUGAGCAUGGUGCCAGAAACUCCCAGCUACUGUCCGCAACAAUCAUGUAAUCGUCAUCUAUAAACUCUAUGCACCAUAUCGACUGGGUAAAUACGAGAACACUAGAACCCACAAUGUAAAAGGAUUUCAACAUUCAAAGGAAUCAACUUCAAGAAAUAACAUGGUGAAGUGGCUGAUGGUCUGUCUGCUUGUAAAUAUGGAUCUCUUGCUACCUUGAACUAGGAGGAAGAUUCUGCAGUUCUACGCAUCCAACUAAUAAAACCAUAAAAUAUUAGGGUUUUUUUACCUCUUGAUUGUUUGACAUAGGACCUGUUCAACGGUGUUUCUUGGUUGAUUUAAUGACAAUAUUUAAGCACUGAAAAGCUAUUGACACAUGCAUCUCGAUUGAUUAUUUUCAAUUCGUCCGGUAAACAAAAACCUUUUAAAACCUCAAUCUUGAGUAAAGCUUAUAAUGCUUGCAGCGCAUGAAAAACACGAGUUUGUUAAAUUGUUCUUAUAACAGCAGUAGGCAUUCUCGAACAGACCACAGGACCUCUAGAAAGGAAUACAGAACAAGUCUGUUUUCAUUGAUUUUUGAAGCUACAGUACGUAGGCGCUGAACAUACUGUCCCGCGGUGUCACCUGGGUCGUAAAAACUCUAGUGUCAUUGCAGAGGUUGUUGAAAGGCACUGUUCUGCAUCAGCAAAAAAUGUACCUUUUAGAGUUUAAACGAGAUAUGUUUUAAUGACCGCCACGCAUUUAACAUUGAUCAGAAAAAAUGCUCCACAAAUAUAAGACUGUAAACUUGUCAUUCUGCAUGAAUAUCAAACAAUGAAUUAACACUACCUGUACAGUAUGUCAAAGUAUUGGACAUACGGAAUACUGCCCACGAUCUCUACAGGCUCUCAUUAUAAAUGUAACGUUGAAUAAA